Trichosporon asahii var. asahii CBS 2479 is the source of this 5439-nucleotide messenger RNA. RefSeq lists its product as uncharacterized. The record is from RefSeq and is a predicted model, not a curated record. The transcript has 4 exons. Lineage: Eukaryota; Fungi; Basidiomycota; Tremellomycetes; Trichosporonales; Trichosporonaceae. Bases 1 to 5439 code for a protein of 1812 amino acids.
AUGGACAAGCUCUUCCGUAAACGCACCGCAAAGAAGGCGGACAAGGACAGGCGCAAGCCUGCUCCCCUUCCAAAGGUCCCCCCGAGCCUCAAUGUCGACAUCCGCAACUCGCUCAUCCUCCCGGGAUUAUCGGAGCGCUUCUCCCUCCUGCUCCCGGGCAUGUCGGCCGUCGACGAGACCUCGGUGCGCGACCUGCUCGCCCAGCAGCGCGCGCGUGGUCAGGGCCCGGCGCUGACAGAGGAGGAGGAGGAGCUCGUCCUCGCCGAGCUGCUCCGCGGUCGCCAACAGGAAGAGCCCGACAAGUCCGCUGCUACGCCCGCCGAGAAGAUCGACAAGGACAAGACGGCCGACAAGGAGAAGACGGAGAGCCGCAACGACCUGCCGUACGCCAGCAUCGUGAACCGCAACAACUCGACCGCGUCUGUCUCUACCGGAUUCACGGGGUACACCGACUGGGACGGAAAUCCGCCCUCCUUCGACUCGCACGACUGGGCGUCGACACACACGGCGCGCGCUGGCGGCAUGGUCUCGUCCAUCUCUGGCACCUCCUUCCGGUCUGACGGCACGCACAUGAGCCCGUCCGAGAGCAACCACGGCCAUCUCCCCUCGUCCAACUCGCACAAUAGCAUGAAGCAGUUCCACAAGGAGCGCGUCCAGGCGAGAUCAUACGGUUUCACCGGCAGCGCCAGCUUCCGCGACAACAACUACCUCCGCCAAGUCCAGAAGGCGAAGGCGAACGGGUCGAUCGACGCGAAGGACUCGUACGCCAACUCGUUCAAGUCACCCCGCGCCAACGGUCACGCCCUUCCCGAAGAGGUCAGCCCGAAUCCAUCCUCCAACGGCAGCUCGAUGCCCACGGCGACGUCGCUGUCCGUAUUGUUCAGCGGGUUCAACACCGCGCCAUCGCCACAAGCUGGGUCUGCAUCCCUGAACGGCCACGAGUCGACCAGCCCUUACAGCGCCAAGAGCCGGGAACUGUCCGUCAACGGAGAGCGCUCGUCCGAACACAGCAAGAGCCCGAUGUCGACGAUGAGCGACCAGCCGCUGCCCGAGAUGCGCACCGUACCACAGUCUGACGACGAGGGCGCGCCGCGAGACACGCCAACGGGUCGCUCGACGCAACGCCAGUCGGUGCUCAUGAGCAUGAACCCACAGCAGAUGAAGCGCGUGUCGCUGGCGCUGCUCGAGAUCGAGACGCACCUCGGACGACAGCUGUCGCGGUCGGACGAGGAGCAGACAGAGGUUAAUCUGAACGACAAUGACGAGGAGCGCGAGGAGAUUUUGGACGGGGACGACGAAAAUGAGGACGACAGGGACAGGGUCCACUCACCCGUCCGCGGGCAGCAGCAGGGACACCAUGCACAGCAGCCAGUCACAGACGUUCCGUCCCAGCCCGCCCAAGCACUGCCAACACAACAGCCGCAACAACCGCAACAACAGUCUCAACCACCGGCUAUGCUUGACCGCCAAAACUCGACAGCGUCCACGACCUCGUCCGUGUUCCCGUUCACGGCGUCGCCGGCCUCGAGCGCCCACGUGUCGCGUGUCGGAACGAGCGAAACCCGCGCGAGCAUCAUCACUAACGACGCCAGCGGCAGCGGCAACGGCAACGGCAACAACGGAGACGCCACUCCUACAAUUGGAUCCCUGCCGUCAUCUCCCCGCACGCUCGAUUUCCAGCGCCAUCUCUCGUCACAUUCGUCCCAUGCGUCCCAUGGCUCACAGUCACAAUCUCAGUCGCAUCAAACUUCUUCAUCGCACUCUCCACAAUACACGCACAACCCCAUGCCCUCGACCUCGUCCGUCGGCACAGAGAUCGACAACAACAACCCGGACCUCAUCCCCCAGCCCGUGCUCAAGCCCUACCGCCCCCAGCCCGUCCGUGCUACCCCGACCCCUGUGCUUGGUGCUUCGAGCGGUUACGUUCCGGGGCAGCCUCGCCCCGUCGGGCGCGCCAACGGCGGCAACUCGAUCUCGUCCAUCGCGUCGUCGGCGGCGCCGCUCGGCCUCACCUCGCCCAUCAGCUCCCCCGUCGCCCUGAGCCGGACAAGCCACGACGGCCCUGCCCGAGCACCCGCUAGCGGCCAGCAAUUGUCCCGCGCGAUCUCGACGCAUUCCACCCACUCGCAGCAGUCGACACGACCGCGGCCAACGUCCAACACUCGCGGCUACGUUCCGCCUCCAGGCGCUCUCGCAUCGCGUCAACACCCCGGCCAUGCGCAGAACCACUCGAUUCACAGCUUGACCGAGAGCAUCGGCGCCGCGUCUGUCUCCCCGCACCUUGGAAAACAGAAACUCACCCCCGAGCCCAACGGCCAUGCGACCGAGUACCUCGACGAGUCGGAGAGCAGCGAGCCCGAGCGCCGACCCGAAUCGCACGCCCGCUCAGUGCCGUCGGUGCCGUCUACGGUCCGCUCGUCGGCCCAGAAUCUCAGCCCGCCGAACGCCUCUGACGCCGAGGACCUGACGCCGCCGCCAUCACUUGCCGAGCUCGCCGCGCCAUCGUCUGUCCGCUCGUACGGGCGCACAGCGUCAAUGAAUUCGUUCUCCUCGACGUUCAACAACUCGCCCGACCUCGACAGUAACUCGCCGUGGGACGCGAUCGUGAAUGCGGAAAAGUCGCCUCUCGACAGCAUGCAGUACUGGGCCCAGUCGGAGCAGGACCGCAACCAGCUCGACCUCCUCAAGUCCAUCAGCGGCAUGGGCAAGGAGGACCUGGCGCUGAUCCAGGGCCAGCUCGUCGAAAAGGCCAAGGCCGACGGUGCCGACGGCGAGUCGCCCAUCACUGAGCCUUCGACGGAGUCCUUGCCUUGGACGCCAUACGGUGGGCCGAACAUUGACGACUCGACGGAGCACAUUCCCAUCCCGCCGAGCUUCAUGAACGUCACGGACCUGCCGAAGGGCCCGCCGCCACCGCGUCCCCCGCCGCCGUCCGAAUCACCUGCCAUCUCGAUCCCGACAUCUCCGCCUUCGUCGGCUGCUCACGGCCGCAACCCGUCGUCGCAGGUGCAGUCGCCGAUCGACAUGGGCGGAUCGAUCUCGAGCCGCAACUUUGAGUUUGUCGGGCCCGUGACGAGCCGCAAGGGAUCGCAGACGUCGCCGAACGAUGUUAGCGGGUCUAUCUCUGGCCACGAGCGGAUGGUCUCCAACGCCAUGACCGAGUCUGAAGCUGGCCACGGCGGCGAUCACACGCGCAAUGUGUCCAACAGCCGGAAGUGGCUCGAUGACGACCCGACCAAGCGGCGCGACAUCGAGGAGCGUAUCCGUGGCGCGACGACGGACCUGUUCCGCGCACCCUCGCGCAGCGCACACAAGCGGCAUCUGUCGAAGAAGCAGAUUCGGGCCAUCGGCGAUCCGACGCUGCUCUCGACCUCGCACAACGUGCCGUGUACGCCGAUCGUGUCGACGCUCAAGCCCGAGGACAAGGCCAAGCCGCUAAAGAAGGAGAAGAGCAUGCGUUGGCGCAAGCUGAGCAGCUUUGGCGGGAAGAAGUCGAGUGUGUCGGACAUGCCACCGCCGCCGAACCCGAUUCCGAAGUUGCAGCCGGCCAACGCGUCGCCGACGCCUUCGCCGACGCAGGUCGUGCAGCUCAAGUCGAAACACGAGAUCAUGAAGGCGCAGCAGCGUGCCAAGACUGCGGACUCGGUGUCGCCCGACUUGACCGAGUUCAAGUUCCCCCGUGCGCCGAGCACGACGCCGAACGGCCAGGCGAACGGACAAACGUCGCCCUCGCCCUCGGCCAAGAAGGAGGCAAAGCCGCUGCCCACUCACGAGCGGACGGCGUCGACCGCGCAGUCAGCGUCGGUGCACGAUCGCUCCGCAUCGUCGAGCACGCAGCUGACGCAGAUGACGCAGCGCACGACGACGUCCAAGCGCUCUCCGACGGCGAAGAUCCGCUCAGGCUCGACGUCGUCUGCCAAGGUCCGCUCCCCCUCGUCAUCGAUCAGCCAGCAGACACCUCCCGCGACGCGUGCGCCGUCGGCGGCACAGCGUUUCCCGGCCACGCCGAACGAUUUCGCCCCGGUCGACGACACAGAGGACGACACGAUGCGCCCGUACUCGCGCCAGCGGGGCCACAGCCGUCAAGCGUCCGACGCCUCGGUCGCGAUCUCGACGUUCAUGGAGGCCGGUCGCAGUCUCGGUAUCGAAGAGAACCGGCUUAGCCACAUGCUCGCUCAGACCGGGUACGAGCGUCCGGGCACGGGCAUGUCGAUGCGCUCGCGCACGCACUCGAGGAGCAACACGCCGUCCUUCUCCAUGCACUCGCCGCCAAUGUCCCCCGGCAUCACUGGGUCCAGGUUUGGCAGCAUGAGUUCUGCGGCCAACGGGCCCUGGAGGAUCCCUUCGCCUGUGGCCGAGGACAAGGAGCGCGACACGCCGCAAGUCGUGCGGCGCACGAUCGUGGUCCCAGACGACGGCGAGUCGCACCGCGGCGACUCGUUCCGCCAGUCAAGGUAUGACUCGAUGUAUCGCCCGUCGAUGGACUCGUACCGCCGCAACGACUCGGUGUAUCGUCCCUCGAUGGACUCGUACCGGCCUUCUCUGGACCUGCGCCCGUCCACCCCGCCGCUGCAGCUGCAGCGCGCCGAGACGAACCAGUCGGCGCACUCCGUCUCUCCGGGCAGGCCAGGAAUGGUGCGCGGCAACUCGAUCCGGCGCAAGCCCGUGCAGUGGGCGAGUGGGGACCAGGAGCUGAUCUCGAACUCUCCUCGGGGCCCAGGCCACGGGCGCCAGCUCUCCGAGGCCAGCGAGGCAGAGGAGGAACUCCACUUCCCCCCGCCCAUAAACUUCAACGACAGCACGCGCAGCGCCCGCUCGUCCAUGGGCCCCUCGGUCAACGGGAGCAUCUACGACUAUUACUCUGGCGACCGGGACAGUGUGCGGGACAGCGUCGCCGGCGGCAGUAUCGCCGGCGGCAGCAUGCGACGGGCGCGUGAUCUGGAACGUGGUCAACGCGCCGCGCAACGGGGACGACCAGCGCAGCUCGGUGCUCUCUGCGUCGGAAUCGCAGGCCUCGGAGUCGAGGACCGCGACCUGCCGUGGCGCGUCGGCCCGACCGAGCGGCUGGACUGGAUGCGGCCCGAGACGCGCGUGUACUACACCUCGUCCGCGGACGUGGGCGACCUCAUCGACCAGCUGAGCUCGGACCUGGCGGGCGCAUCCAGGGGCCGGAUCGACAUCCGACCCAGCAGUCCGAGGGAGUACGGCGCCGAUCUGGAACCCGUGCCGUCCCCUGCUGGACUACCCUUGGCUUACGCCAACAGUCCGCUCAAGGGGAGCAGUCUCAGGUACCCCGUGCCCGAUGCGGGAGAGCGCGUGUCCUACGGCACGAGCGAGGAGGGCGAGAAGACCGUCGAGGACCGUCUGCAGGCGCUUAUGGACCGGCUGAAGGCGGCGCCGGGGGGUGUGGGGCGCGCGCCCUCCCGGACGGCAGUGUGA